Molecule: messenger RNA, 4203 nt
Organism: Symbiodinium natans
Lineage: Eukaryota; Dinophyceae; Suessiales; Symbiodiniaceae
Source: the annotation of a GenBank genome assembly
AUGAGUGACAUGAGCAAAGAUGGUCCGAAGAACAUCGAUGGUGCCGAGGAGGCAAAAAAGAUGAUCAAGCGGUACCAAAUCCGAGCGCGAGCUCUGGACCAUGCAGUCGGGGAAAGGAAGAUCUCCUCUAUCCAGGCUGCAUUAGCGACAUGGGACUUCAGCCGUGACGACGUGCAUGCUGUCAAGGCACGCCAGGCUAUUGCCCGGCGCGACCAACAGAAGCAGAAGCUGCAGGCAGCUGUCCUUCGCAAAGACGGCCCACAUCUACAGCAGGUCACACAGGAGUGGGAGUUUGAUCGCAACGACGAGGUCACGGAUGCAAUCGAUCAAUGGGACUUCCAACAGGCCAUGGGCGCCCUACGCCGGUACGACAAGCUCGUGGAAGAUGUCGAGAGGCUCAUGGGACCGCCAAUGGACAUAGUUGCCCUGGCGCGACGCCGCCGAGAUUCUUCGGACAGCGCUCUUGCAAGACUCUUUGCCUGGACGAUUGCGGGACUUCUCCAUGCAGCCAGGAAUGUGCUGGACAAUUGGGAGUGGUCCAAAGAUGACCCAGUCCAUCUUGCCACCGAGAAGAAGAUUGCCGAGCAUGAAAAUGCUGCCCGGAACGCUCUGCAAGCCAAGGACGGUUGGAAGCUGCAGCGCAUCUGGCAGUUCAACGACGUCAAGAAAAAAGGAGCUGCCCCUUCGGUGCUACAACAGCAGAUGGCAGGCAUUAAGUGGAAAGCAACGGUGGCCAAGAACCGCUACAGAGAAGCGACACAAGCCCUGCGCGAAGCCAUCCGUGCAGCUGUGGAGGAAGCAGAGUUCAUGCGCACAGAGGCUUUGCAGGAGGUUCAGGUGCCAGGGGAUGAGGACGCCUUGCAAGCCCCACACGAGAAUGUGCUUAUGAGCUUGUCACGGUUCUCCACGACGGGACUCCCGCCCAAGGAGUAUGAGCUGCGAACGCUGGUGGAAAAUUGGCCAUUCAGUCUGGACGACCCCACACUGCAGAUGGCCUCUCACUGGGUGGCUUCCAGAGCUUUGCUGAAGACGUGCUCGCUCCGGUAUUUGGACAUCGCUCUCCACGGUGGACACACCGUCAGCAUCACGAAAGCGCUGGGCCGGGCAUCUGCUGUGGCUGCCAAAGCCUUGAAAAGAAAUUCACAGUUGCUAUGCUUUGCGUCGAUCAGAGAUCAGUUGCUAAAUUUUGAGAUUUACCAGUUGCUAAAGAAGUUGGAUUGGUCCCAGAUUGCGGCUUAUAUCUGUGCAGAGGUACCUCCUCGGAUCUAUCACAAGUUCAUCAAGCUGCCGACAAACAUUUUACGGGGCAAGGAGGAAGCUCUGAUGCGUGAGGCCACGAUGCAGGCCGUGGGCGCCAUGAGCCUCGGUGUAGAGCCAGACGACCUCAUGAUGGCCUCCGCGUUUGCCAAGGAGCUUGCAGACAAGGCCAAGCUGGUGCGCAUGGCCGUAUCCUGCAUCGAGGCUGGUCGCAUCCCUACCCUCCGGGCGGCAUCGAAGCCUCCGAGGGUGGUUCACGGCAUCAUGGAAACGAUCUGCCAUUGUGUCGCUGGCAUUCACCCAGUCGUGCGUGACCCGCCUCGGGACACUGGCUGGAGGACAUGCCAGCGAAUGAUGAACAAUCCGAAAGUCCUGAUUGAGAAUCUCACCUCACUUCCGGACUGGCUGGCAUCUGGCCGAGUCGAGCCGAUUGAAAGGGCAAGAGCUCAUUGGGCCAAGGUACAGGCAGAGGCCUCGCGCCCCCAAGACUGCACCGUGGAGGCAGUCCGUCGCCACAGCAUCUUGGCUGGACAGUUCCUGCUCUUCCUCGAGCAGACAUUCGGGUUCUUCGAGCUCCUCAGUAUGGCAAAUGUGGCUCCGGAGCAACGCAAAGGUGCACACGAAAUUGCAAAGGACGCGGAUGCUCAGAAGCUUUCCGACCUCCAGGCCAUUUUUGUCACACUCCGUGAAGAGGCACACAGUCACCCAGAGUUUGCCGGGCAGCCGCUCUGGUACUAUGUCCUCACUAAGGCCCAAGGCUCCCUUGCGAGUGAUAUGCUCUUCAGUGCGGCGGGUGCCGCGAGCAGUUCUGUUGCUUUUGAGCCCCCAGAUCCCAUCGUGACAGGAGGAAGUGGUGGAGGAAUGUUGCCGGCCGAGCUGUCGCAUGCAUGUGUCGAGCGAGCUCGACUACAAGUGAUGGAAGCCUUGGCUGUGACAUCUGUCUCGAAUGCGGUGCCUGUGCUGAGCAACGUCUGCCGCGGCCUGCGGCCUCCUCCGCGUGAGGCGCGCAUGGAAUGGGGAACAAUGGCGGAGAGGAGUUCCAAGGUCCGAUUCUCGGGGCGAAUCCUGCAAGUGGCCCUUGGUAUGAAUAAGGCUAGCUUUCACCGCGCCAACAAGAUGAACGAGGUCUCGCGAGCCUUCAACAAGCACAACCCGACUGUAGCAAGAGAGGUUGACGUGCUGAUCAUCAGGAUCACUGGCGAGGCAGGCACGGCUAGUGCUCUGCUCUGCACUGCCCCUUUCCAAAGCGACGAGAGCUUCGCCUUCUGUGGCUUGCAGUACCUUGUGUUCCUAAGCCUCAUAUACUUGGUCGAGGAUCUCCAAGAACGCCUUGCAGCCAGGUUCAUCGGCAAGUUCUCCUUUUUGAGAACAAAGAGAUUUCUGUCCGGGGCUCGAGAGCAUCGUGGCCAUGGGGAGCGGCAUAGCAUAGUUUUCGCAACUCGUCGCAGUGAUCUUUUCUGCUUCGCGAAUCUUCGCGAUGCGUCGCGCAUGAGGUCUGACGAGUUGGUCCACCGCAUUGAGGCGGCCAUGUUGAAGAUCGCGCAGUGCUCGCAGCUGGAUCUGGAGAUGCCAUCCCUCCUCGGCGGGCAGUUGGCAGAUCCAGCGAUCUGUCUGAUCUAUGGCACAAGCAUGUUCGACACCACGGUGGCACGGCCUGGGGGUGGUGAGCGACGUCAGGGCGGCCGGCGUGUGGCUAUUUCUGUCAGGAAAAACGAGACUGUGAAAGCAUGGGCCGCAGAUGGCCAUUCUUGGCGGGUUGUCACACCAGGAAAGGAUGUUUUGUGCAUCGCGCAGGCAUUGAGUCCACCAUCUCCGCGGAAGCAGUCUCUUCAGCUGACGAUGAUGGAUAUUCUUCGAACUGCGACAGAGCUCGUCCGCGGCCAUGCCUGGGGAGUGCCAAGAUCAGGCCAGCAUACGGUGCAGGUGGACACUCCGUGGCAGAUGCAAGUGGUGUGCGAGAUCUUGGAGUUGAGCACAAGUCUGCUCAAGAAGCCUCUUGUGCCACAGGCCAAUCUCAGCACAGCCCUUCGCAUGCUGCAAGAGUUAGAGGAGGCUGGGCUGCCGGCCAUGUACCAGCCCGACUUCAUUGCGCAUCGCCGACGAUCCGCUGCCAUGAUUCUAGGAGCUGCCCUUCACCAGAAGGGAGACCUCCGCCGAUUCGUGGACACGUCAAACCACAAUGAUGGUCCCAUCUUCGGACGCCGGGACACCUCCCGUGAACGUGAUGAAGGUCCUUCUUGGCGGCGGGAGAACGGGAUGCAGGACAAUUCGCCUCCUCCACCUGCGAGGGAGGCCGACUAUCAGCGCGGCCUGCAGGCUGUCAGCUCCUUCGUCAAAGCCAUACAGGACUUCUAUCAAGAAUUUGUGCCUUUGCGGGCUUAUGCGGCGGCAAACAUGUCCUUCUGCCUCCAGGCCGAGAAAGCCUACAAAGAGUCCAGCAAGGUACUUCGCGUGUCUCAAGGUCUUGAGGACAUGUGCGCGCUGCCGCCAAACUGCACAAAUGUGGAGGCUGUCCAGGAGGCAGCAAACACCGCCUGCAACCAGCUGCAGGAAAUGGCCGAGCAGGGCAUUCCAAUUGUUUAUCCCCACGUGGAGUACGUGCGAUGUGCGAUCGACAGUGCAGGGCUCGCUUUCCUGAACAGCCCUCCUGCUGCAGAGCCGGCGCAGCGUCUGCGGUGGGCUGAGGGGAUCAUGUCCGUCCAGCUUGCGCCGCUUCCCAGCUUCGACCAGACGUUGAAGCGCAUUGCGAGGUCCAUCGACGAGGAGCAGUUGGCGGAGCUGGCGGCCAACACGGAGCCCCCCGAGCACAUGCAGCGCGGUGCCUUGGGGACUGGCAUCGAGAGACUGUUUGCUGCUCUGGCCUGGGUCCUGGACCCGCAGUGCAACUGUGACCGGCGCUGGUCGCAAUCGCGACAGCUGCUCUUGGAUGCCGAAGGCCCCUGCUGA